Messenger RNA from Cyphellophora attinorum, 927 nucleotides. RefSeq lists its product as uncharacterized. The transcript has 4 exons. The record is from RefSeq and is a predicted model, not a curated record. NCBI's taxonomy places the organism in Eukaryota, Fungi, Ascomycota, Eurotiomycetes, Chaetothyriales, Cyphellophoraceae. Bases 1 to 927 code for a protein of 308 amino acids.
AUGUUGUUCGCGCUCCCGCCCUCGCUGCUCCUCCUCAUCAGCACCGCAGCUUUCACUGCUGCUGGUCAGCAACAUCCCCAUCCACGCGAACUAGACCCAGACUUCAAGUACUUCCCCGAAUACGAACAUAUACUGCGGCGAGACUUAGCUAUACGGCGCAAGCUACAAUGGCAGAUGCCGAUUGGGGUACAGAAGAUGGGGGUUGACCCGGGCGAGAAGUUCUAUCUGGACUACUGGAUCUUUGAUCCGGAGCCGGCGUUCUCACACAAUGCGUCGCAGCAGGCUCAGUUGGGAGGAUGUAUGAGGGCGCAUCUUGGACCCUCGGACAGCGUCAACAAUGAGGCACAGAACCGCGAAGCUCGAACGCCUGUCCCAAUCGAUCUGAUCGUUGCUGCCCGAGCGGCUCGACGUGUCAGACCAUACCGGAUGCUGGCAACGGGGACAUUGGGUGUUGUCCAGCCGGCGAGACAUGCGGGACGAUACUGGGUGACUGCCCUGACGGAUCGAAUGGAUGCGACGGUGGGGGAUGUUGCGGGGAUGGGUAUGCUUGCUUUCAAAAUCAGCACGUCUGCACCACCAGUCGCCAUUGGAACGACCACCGUCACGUCAUAUACUACGAUCACACCGUCCAAUUCAGUGCCUACGGUUGUGGCGACUACCAUUGUUGUCAUAAACACCAUCACCGCUACGCUGCCGGACCCUGGGACUACGACUGAGACAGCGAGGUCGACCGCAACCACCACCGUGUGUCCAGACCAGCCAGCUGUGUCCAGCGAGCUCUGGCCUCCAACCGCCCGAUCGGCCCAACAGCGAUACAUCAAGCACCAAUUCUGGAACGGCGUCCGAGACGAGUCUAGCACCUGGCGCGUGUCCGACGGGAUUCUACGCGUGCAAGGCUUUCCAUCAGGGUGGCUGCUGCCAGACUGA